This is a messenger RNA of Hyphopichia burtonii NRRL Y-1933, 1518 nucleotides long. RefSeq lists its product as uncharacterized. The record is from RefSeq and is a predicted model, not a curated record. The coding region runs from base 1 to 1518 and encodes 505 amino acids. Gene Ontology annotation, cellular component: nucleus. Lineage: Eukaryota; Fungi; Ascomycota; Pichiomycetes; Serinales; Debaryomycetaceae. The transcript is spliced from 2 exons. Gene Ontology annotation, biological process: positive regulation of transcription by RNA polymerase II. Gene Ontology annotation, molecular function: DNA-binding transcription factor activity; transcription cis-regulatory region binding.
AUGCAUAAAGGUUUUAAACCCCAAUUUGAACAAUUUGAUAAUCGAUUGAUUUUAGAUAAAAAUUCAAUAAAUCAUUUUAAACCUAUUCAAACCAAAAAAAAUUCUCGACCAAGAAUUAAUAAAUUAAAUAAAAAUGAACAAUUACUUCUGAAAGUAAGUUCUGAUAUUAGAAGAUCAUCAAUUCAAAAAAAUAAAAAAAUUGAAUAUUGUGAAAAAUCAUUGGAUGAAUUAUUUCAACAUUUUCAAAAAGUAAUGAACAUUGAAAAGCCAAUUAGAAAUGGAAAUUUAGAAAUGGGAAUUGAUUAUCAAUUAAAAGUUAAAAAUGAUUUAGAAAGUAAAUUAUUAGAUUUAUUUAUCCAUAGAUUAUCAAAAUCGAUUGAUAUUUUUUUACCAGAUGAAAUUUUCAAAAGAAUUAUACCAGAAUUAAGUCUUUAUGACGAAACUGGAAUGAUAUUAGAUUCAAUUUUUUGUUUAAGUUCAUUAAUUUUUCAAAGAUCUGCUCCGGAUAAAAUUGAUCCUUCAAUACCAGUUAAGUAUUAUCAUCAAAGUAUUAGAUCAAUAAGAUAUUAUUUAAGCAUACCAGGAAUUGAAGAUAAUGAUAAAGGGAUUUUUUCAAGAUGUUUAUUGAGUACAAUUAUAUUAUGUGUUUAUGAAUUAUUUUUUGUUGCCGUUGAUAGUACUUAUAUUAAAGGAGCCUCAAGUAUAUUAUCAACAAUAUUAUCGAAAAAUAAAAAUGAAAGUAUAUUGAAAAAUUCCCCAUUUCAUCAAACAUGUUUUUGGGCAAUGUUUUUCAGUGAUUUGAUUUUAUCAUUAAAAUAUGAUUUACCGAGUAUGUAUUCAAGUGAUAAAUUUUGGAAACCAUUGGAUCCCGAAUAUUUUGAAAAAUAUAAUAGACCUAAAAUGGCAAAAUUAAAUUAUGAUAAAUAUAUAUCUGAUUUAACAUUAAAUAAAGAAGAUACGAUUUGGUGGUUAUAUAAAUCAUUACUUAAUUAUAGUUCAAUUAAUGAAUUUAAUAAUCAAGUGGAAGUUAUAACAAAACAAGAUUUUGAAAACAAUACUCCAUUUAAAGAAUGGUUAAAAUUAAAGUCAAAAUUGGAUGAAUUUGAAAGUUAUAUGCCAUUAAAUUUAAAACCAACAAUAUAUAAACCAAGUUCAAAUACUAGAGUUUUCCCAAUCAUUUUUUUCAAAGAUGAAAUGACGGCCGUUUUAGUAUUAAAUUAUAAAUUAUCCAAAAUUGCUUUAUAUGAAGCCUUAAUUCUGAAACCAAAUCAAAAUGAUGAUUUAGUUAAAAAUCAAAUUGCAAAUUACCCUCCUGAUUAUCGUCAAAAAAUUGCAAAAGAUAUUAUUGGUAUCUUAAUGACUUAUGAUUCAAAUAUUAACGUUUGGUCCGUAAACGUUCAUACUUUAAGACAAUUGGCUAAAUACGUAGGUAAAGAUCCGGAAACUCAUAAAGGUUGGCAGAAUUUAGUUGAAAGAGUUAUACGACUGAUUCAUCUUCGAUUCGAAGUUCAUCAAUAA